GAGAUGCAUGACCUCUCCGACGGCACCUUGGCCGCAGUCCGCUUCGAGGACCGACGCACUAGGCCAGCCGGCCUGCGUGCGGCCAGCUUGCGCCGGUUCAGGCGGUCGCUGACGGCGGCCGAGGAUAUUUGUCAUCAAGACCGAGUAGGAGGCCUACGCACGGGCCUGCACCUGGCUCCGGAGCGCGCGAGAGGCCACCCGGGCGCCGCGUCGCGGGCGGGGGUGACGGUGCACUUCUCCUUCGACGGCCCCAUGGCCAGGGCCUGCCUUGCGGCUGUCGCGACUGCCCUCGUGGUUGCGGCCUUUGCAGUGGUGUGCCCCGCCGCCGCACCGCUCGCGGGCGCAGCGGCUCCUGUGGCAGCCCUCGCUGCGGCGACCGUGCCUGGGCCCGCUGGACAGUGGGUCCACGUCGAAACGGCCACCGCCGCGGCGCGCGGCGACCCGAUCGCGAUAGAUGGCUCCGAGCUUUUGCGGGGGGGUAUCGGCCUGAGACAGUGCGUGCAGUUCCACGAGAGCGUGAACCGCCUCGCGAGAAGGUCAGGCUGCGGCAGCCAGCUGCGCGAGCACAUGGACGCCAUGGAGUACGAGACCCGCGACGCGGGCUCUGGCCCCUCCGCCCCAGCCGACGCUGAUCCCAAGGCGAAGGCCAAGGGCGGGGAUAAGGCUUGGAGCGGCGGCCUCUUGAAGUUCGGGUUCGUUGACGAGGCGGAGGUAUUUGCGGACGCGGCCCGCGAGGGCG
Molecule: messenger RNA, 739 nt
Organism: Prorocentrum cordatum
Lineage: Eukaryota; Dinophyceae; Prorocentrales; Prorocentraceae
Source: the annotation of a GenBank genome assembly